Messenger RNA from Periophthalmus magnuspinnatus, 6058 nucleotides. RefSeq names its product signal-induced proliferation-associated 1 like 1 (gene sipa1l1). Gene Ontology annotation, biological process: regulation of small GTPase mediated signal transduction; activation of GTPase activity. Gene Ontology annotation, cellular component: cytoplasm. The record is from RefSeq and is a predicted model, not a curated record. Lineage: Eukaryota; Metazoa; Chordata; Actinopteri; Gobiiformes; Gobiidae. The transcript has 25 exons. Bases 624 to 6032 code for a protein of 1802 amino acids. Gene Ontology annotation, molecular function: protein binding; GTPase activator activity.
GGCACAGCGCAGCGCACGGACAAACACAAGCCUCAGUGUGUACAUUUCGUGGGUUUACCGCUCUGCUAACUCCUCACGGCGUUGUGUCGUUGUUGUAUCCCGGUUUUAACAGCUUGUAGCGGGAUUUCUGAGCGAAAAAGAUCGGCGUUUACGCACGGAGAAACGAAAGGCAAGGUGGGAUUUGGACAAGGGGACCAGUUUUGCCAACCGCCACAGCCCAAAGCAGAACCAGGAAACAGGAUUAAAGAAGGACACAUCCUGGUCAUUGUUCCACUCUGCAGGAGAAAGCCCCUGCUCUGAGUCUUAGGAAGCCCACUGCGUCAGCCUCACCAAACUGCCAUCCAUCUGCAGUUUACCACCGGAGCCCUAAUCAACAAAUUAUUGGCUUGGACAGGAUGGCAGGUUCACUAAUGCGGUGCUGAGAUGAGCAGCCUGGCAGCUCUCUGACAAACACUGACUCAACUUUAUCAUCGGCCCCUCCAACUCUGGUCAAGCUCCCAUCGUGUCCAUGAGGCCGCCCCAUCACUGCAUGUUGUGGGAAAUAUGUUGACCUCAUUUUGAAACCCUCCAACCCUUCACCCUCGCCCAGUGUCCCUCCCUGGUCCCCCUCUUGUCCCACCACCAUGACCAGCCUCAAGCGUUCCCAGACGGAGCGCUCGGUCGGGGGCUCUGUGCCGGCCUCCGACGAGUUCUACACCCGCCGCUUACGCCUUCCCAAUGGAGGAGCCCCCCCACCCCGCAGCGAGAGCGCCCACAUUUCCUCCUCCAACACAGGCACCAACCCCGGAGUACCUAAAAUGGGCGUGCGGGCUCGGGUCGCUGACUGGCCGCCCAGGAAAGACGGAGGGAGCGGCGGUGUUUGGCAUAUCACCGUGGAAACCGAUUCACCGAGUUCAACCACAACUUCUUCCUCUGGGUCCGGAAGCGGGGAUAGGGAGAGGAUUAUGGGAACGGAGAGGAGCGAGAGAUCGGAGAGAGGGGGCGGUAGUGGAGGUAGCGGGGGCAGCGGUGGUAGCGGUGGUGGUGGCGGCGGUAGUAACAUAUCUGCAGUUACAGCCCAUACUAACCUGUCUGCCAAGCUAGGUCACCUCAUUAGCCCGCAAGACUCUUCAAUGCUACGCAACAUUCAAAACACACUCAAGAACAAGAUGCAGAGCAAGGGCAAAGACAACCGCUUCCUGUCCCCGGACGGCUACCUGGGUUCACCGAGGAAGGGCAUGCGACGGAUCCGGCAGCGCAGCAACAGCGACAUCACCAUUAGCGAGUUGGACGGGGAUAACGAAGGCUGGUCGUUUUCCGGCUGGACUCCAAUGCAUCGCGAAUACGGAAGCACGUCGUCCAUAGACAAACAUGGGGUGUCAGGAGAGAGCUUUUUCGAUAUGCUAAAAGGCUACCAGUCUGCGGAGGCGCCAGAUCAGAGAAGUCCUGCUCCAGAGAGGUUGUCGGAGUUACUAACAGUUGCACCGAUCAAGCAAGCUGCCUUAGAUCUUCCCGAUGGACCGCUAGUCAAAGGAAGUCCUGCCAGCCGACUCAAGGAUAGAGAAAAACAGUUGAAAAGGAGGUCUAAAUCGGAAGCGGGUAGCGAGUCAAUAUUCCGUAAACUGCGUAGCGUCAAAGUGGAAGGCGAUACAUCCAGAGCGGGGUCAGACGCAGAGGACAGUGGUAAAGCGGACGAGAGCGCGCCCCCUCCAAAGCCGUGGGUGUGCCAGAAAGGUUUCGCCCAUUUCGAUAUCCAGUCUUUGCUCUUUGACCUAAAUGAAGCCGUACAAAGCAGACAGUGCGGCUCCAAGCGUAAAAACACAACCACAGGGGCGUCGGCCGCAGCUGCAGCAUCCGCCUCGGCCACUUCCUCCUUGUCGUCCAAUCAGAGCGGAGCAUACGGGUCGCCAUGUGGAUCGCAGGAGGAGCUUAACACGAAGGAUGGAACGGGACACGGGACUAAUCCAGCGCUGGACCCAGGAGAUGACAAGAGCAACGAGCUGGUCCUGAGCUGCCCCUGUUUUAGGAAUGAGAUUGGAGGAGAGGGCGAGAGGAAUAUAGCGCCUGCCAAACAGCAGGGCAGCAUUGGCAGUGGGGGCAGUGGCAGCAGCAGUUCUUCGGGCAGCACAGAGGAGGGGCCCCUGGACUCCACUCUCUCCUCUCACUUCACCAACGCAGGUGUCGCUGUGCUGGAGGCCCCCAAGGACGGCCCGGGGCUGCACACGGACCGCUCCAAGAGAUACAUCGUGGAGCAUGUGGACCUGGGGGCAUACUACUACAGGAAGUACUUUUACCUACGAGAGCAUUGGAACUACCUGGGUGUGGAUGAAAACUUGGGGCCGGUGGCGGUGAGUCUUCGCAGAGAGAAACUCGAAGAGCACAAGGAGCACGGGCAGCAGUACAACUACAGGGUCAUCUUCAGGACCAGCGAGUUAAAUACCUUGCGAGGUUCUAUCCUGGAAGACGCCAUCCCCUCCACGUCCAAACACGGCCUGGCUCGAGGGCUCCCCCUGAAGGAGGUUCUGGAGUACCUGGUGCCAGAGCUAAACGUGCACUGCCUCCGCCUGGCUCUGAACACACCCAAGGUCACCGAUCAGCUCAUGAAGCUGGACGAGCAGGGGCUGAGUUUCCAGAGGAAGGUGGGGGUCAUGUACUGCAUGGCGGGACAGAGCGGAGAGGAGGAGAUGUACAACAACGAGUCCUCUGGUCCUGCUCUCGAUGAGUUCUUACACCUGCUCGGAGAGAGGGUCCGCCUUAAGGGCUUCACCAAGUACAGAGCACAGCUGGACACCAAGACCGAUUCUACUGGGACCCACUCCAUGUACACAACCUACAAGGACUAUGAGAUUAUGUUCCACGUGUCCACUAUGCUCCCCUACACACCCAACAACAAACAGCAGUUACUGAGGAAGCGCCAUAUUGGGAAUGACAUAGUAACCAUAGUAUUCCAGGAACCAGGAGCGCUCCCGUUCACUCCCAAAAACAUCCGCUCACACUUCCAACACGUCUUUGUGGUGGUCCGUGUUCACAGCCCCUGCUCGGAAAACACCUCCUACAGUGUUGCAGUCACCCGCUCCAAAGACAUGCCAUCCUUCGGCCCGCCCAUCCCUGAAAACGUCACCUUUCCCAAGUCCUCCGUGUUCCGGGACUUCCUGCUGGCUAAGGUCAUCAACGCCGAAAACGCCGCCCACAAAUCUAACAAGUUCUGUGCCAUGGCCACCCGCACCCGGCAGGAGUACCUACGCGACCUGGCCGAACGCCACACCACGAGCACCCCGAUCGACCCCUCGGGCAAGUUCCCCUUCAUUUCCCUAGCUCAUAAGAAGAAAGAGAAGACCAGACCAUAUCAGGGUGCAGAGCUGAGAAGUUUGGGAGCAGUGACUUGGCAGGUGCACGCUGAAGACCACAGCUCGGGAGGGGAACUGGACGCGCUCCUGGCCAUAUCCAAUGACUUUAUAGUAGUGCUGGACCAAGAGGGGAAGGAAGUGGUGUUCAACUGCGCGGCAAAGGACGUGAUUGGCUGGACACUGACUAACCCCGCCUCGCUGAAGAUAUUCUAUGAGAGGGGAGAGUGCUUGUCCCUGCGCAGCGUCAGUAACAACACGGAGGAUUUCAAGGAGGUCAUCAAGAGAUUGGAGUAUUUGACAAAGGGAUGUGAGACAACAGAGAUGACCCUGCGGAGGAAUGGCCUGGGACAACUUGGAUUCCAUGUGAACUAUGAAGGCAUUGUUGCAGAGGUGGAGCCGUACGGUUACGCCUGGCAGGCUGGACUCAGACAGGGCAGCCGAUUGGUGGAGAUCUGUAAGGUCUCCGUGGCGACGCUGACACACGAGCAGAUGAUCGACCUGCUCAGGACGUCUGUGGCUGUGCGAGUGGUCAUCAUCCCCCCGCACGAGGACGCCACCCCACGCAGAGGCUGCUCGGAGCUCUACCGUCUGCCCAUGAGCGAAUACAAAAGUAGCAGUAACGACUCCGGCUCCUUCGAAUACAAGUUCCCCUUCCGCAGCAACAACAACAAGUGGCAGCGUACCUCCAGCAGCCCCCAGCAGUCCCUGACCGCCUCCCCCCAGCCCCACACCCCAAACCGGGCCAUCAGUCUGGGCAGCUCCGUGGGCAAGACCCUGUCGGCGGAGAGACUGGAGAGGGGAGCAGCUAUCCCCCGCAGUGUCAGCAGCGACGGACGGCCCCUGGACUCCAAGAGGAUGUCCCCAGGCAGUGAGAGCUACAGCCUCGCCUCCUCUCUGGGUCUGGGCCGCUCCCCACACAACCGCAGCUCCCCCAGUAACCUGUCCUGCUCCAGCGAGGCCUCGGGAAGCUCCGCCCACUGGAGGCAGAAGUCCAUGCCCGAGCAGUUUGCAGAUGCCCCACCCUCCAAAUCUGGCCCAGGGUUCUCUGGGGGUCCACGCAUCCAGAGACAGGAGCAGGUCAUCCACCUCUCCCCCAAGAAAGGCAGCCAGUCCGACAGCCCCUACUCCGGUCACUCCAGCAGUAACACCCUCUCCAGCACUGCGUCGAGCGGGGGCCACAGUGACAGUGAUAAGUGGUAUGAGCUUGGGGCAGGAGGAGGGGGGUCCAGCGGGGAGCAGGGCGAACCCGAGCCCAACGGCCUGGGGGGAGGGGGCUACCUACAGGGCUCCUCAGCGGACAGCGGCAUAGACACCAGCACCGGCUCCUACGCCCCCACCCACCACGCCCACUCACACUCCCACCACGGCAGCACCACCUCUCUACUAGCGCCCAGUGGAGGCAGGGACAGCAGGGACAGGGAGAGGUCCACAUCACCCUGGCACAGUCCCACUGAGGGGGGCAGGAGGAUGCUGGAGAGGUCCCCUGCUGCAGCUGAGUCUCCAGGGCCUCCGUCGGAGAGCAGAGAAGGGAGGACUCCACCUACACACCUGCUGGUUAGAGACGCCAGCACCUACAGUCUGAGUGACAUGGGAUCUCACUCCAGCUCCAGACACUCUGCUCACAGCUCGCCCAGAGAAGAGUCCUCCUCCUCGGCCACGUCCCCCUCUCAGUCCUCCGUGUCCCCAGCUGGACCCAAGAGCUUCUACCCCAGACAGGGAGCUCAGUCCAAGUACCUGAUCGGCUGGAGGAAGCCCGGGUCCACCAUCAACUCUGUGGACUUUGGAGACACGCGCAAAAAGUCUCCGGGUGAGAGCAGUGUGGACGUGAUCCCUACCCCAGCAGCGCGCCCCUCUCUGCGGGACAUGCACUCCCCUCAGCCCCACGGCAAGUCCACCAUGGAGGAGGACGUGAAGCGGCACAACGCUCCAGACAGCCCCCCCGCGCCGCCACGCCGACACAAGGACAAGCACUCUCAGAAGUCUGAUCCGGAGCAGCCCCUGUCGCGGCGCCGCUCCCUUCACAGGACCCUGUCAGAUGAGAGCAUCUACAGGGGCCAGCGCCUGCCGCCCCUGUCGGACACGGUCAACGAGCCCGCACUGGCCACUGACGUGCUCUUCAGCUGCUCCACCCUGCCCCGUUCACCCACCACACGAGGAGUCCCAUUGCGGAGGCCCUCCUACAAGCUGGGAGUCAAACUGCAUGGAGAUCUGUCAGCAUCAGACACUUCCCUGGUGGAUUUGGUGGAGCGCCAUCGCGGGCCCCUCCCCCCUGAGCUGAUGCCCCUCCCUUCAGGCCGAGACAGCCCCCUGGAGUGGACCCACCUGGUGGACGUGGCCAGUACCUUCGAGAGCGAGAGAGGACCGCACUAUGUUCAAAGGAGUUACGUGUUUGGUGAUGCUAACCACAGGAGCAGUGGAGCCUCCAGUCCUCAGCAGCCCCACAUCGAGCUGCAGCCGGCCCCACUGUCCCGUCCCGCCUCCAGUGAGGGCCACAUUGGACUGGAGAGGAAGGUGACCAAACUGGAGGCCAUGGUGAAGAUGCUGCAGGAGGACUUGAAGAAAGAGCGCGAGGAGAAGUUACGGAUGCAGGCUCAGAUCAAGCGUCUGUGGGAAGAGAACCAGCGCCUCCAAGAGGAGUCCCAGACCUCUGCAGCCAAACUCAAGAAGUUCACCGAGUGGGUCUUCAACACCAUCGACAUGAACUGACCAGCCCCAAUAGGAAAUGUACAGUA